Aspergillus mulundensis is the source of this 1926-nucleotide messenger RNA. RefSeq lists its product as uncharacterized. Lineage: Eukaryota; Fungi; Ascomycota; Eurotiomycetes; Eurotiales; Aspergillaceae. The transcript has 2 exons. Gene Ontology annotation, molecular function: ATP binding; metal ion binding. The record is from RefSeq and is a predicted model, not a curated record. The coding region runs from base 1 to 1926 and encodes 641 amino acids.
AUGCCGUCGCCUUCACUCAACACAGGUGUGCUUACACUUACUACAGAGGCCCCUCGCAAGGAUAAUCCGAUCGCUUCUUGGGGUCUGUAUGCUGUGCAUCACACCGACUUCCAGACUGUCACGCUUGAGGUUCCCCAGGUGGACGAUGGCCAUCCGCUUCUGGAAUACUGCAACACUGGCGCAAAAUCGGUGGCCUAUGAGUUAUCUCUUUCCGACGGUCAAGCCCAAGUUCAACCUUCUGGCAUGCCACAAUGGGCUAGGUGGUGGCUGGACUGCGUUCGGUCCUCCACAAAAAGAGUUGAUGGUGACCGUACAACUCUUUGCCUAUUUCUGCCAACACGGGCAGGCUACCUUGCAAGGAAUGACAUACUUCAACUGCGAACAGCUGGUUGGGACAAGGUAAUCCAGGUUUUCUGUCGCGAUCAGCCCGAAACAGCCAUCAAGUCCAUCUCAACGACUGAUAGUCGCGAGUGGCUGCAGCGUUCGUUUGCCUCCGCGAUCGGCGGCAUCCAGCUCAAGGUGAGCCACGACCUGGUCAAGGAAGGUGGUGUUUUGAACCAGCUAUCCCACAGACUCGCGGGGCCCCUAGUUCUCGAUUGCGAGGCGGUUCCAAGGCGCAUUGCCUUGGUAAACGGCGGCUACAAUCUUGCAUUGAGGGAGCGCCUGUUUCGCGCAGCAGCCGGAUUGAGAAUGACCCUAGUUAUCAUUGAUCAACCUGGCCACUGGCUCCAGCGCCGCCGCGAAGCCCUGGGCGUGCCUAUUGAGUUCCUCCCUGUGGAUAUGACUAUUGACAGCGAGCUGCCGGAGAGGAUUCUGGCUGCGCUUCAAGCCGACAAAAUCCCGAUAGAUGGAAUCACCUCUCUCGCAGACCGUUACCUGGAGGCCACUGCCAGGGUUGCGGAGCGACUCGCUCUUCCGACACAAUCUUCCAAGACAAUUGCCACGACUGUAAACAAAGAGCUGCUACGGGCAUUCUCACCUCUCCCCCAGAUAGGGCAGUCGAUUGACCAGAGCCCUCCGACCAUCGUUAAGCCCUCUAGUGGGAGCGGGUCAUUCGGCAUCUUCUUGUGUCGAGACGGAGAAGAGCGCAUUGCUGCUGAACGGAGACUCAGGGCUUUGGGAAAGGAGCCUCUAGCUGAGAUCUAUAUAGAAGGGCCCGAGGUGGACGUGAACGUUGUUCUUCACAAUGGGCGGGUACUUCUUACCGAGAUCUCUGAUAACCUCCCCACCACAGCAGAGGGCUUUCCCUCCAAGUUCAGCGAAAAGUCCUGGGUUGAGACCGGGAGCAUGUUCCCAAGCAACCUCUCCAGCAACGAACUGGCCUUGCUAACUGACAAUGUGACUUCCCUUCUGCUCCGACUCGGGUUCCAUACAGGCGUUUUUCACUGUGAGGCCCGAGUGCAGCAUAGUGCUUCCACUUACAGGACCACCAAGUCGGCAUUCCCACGAUUGACAACCGCCAGCAGACCCUGUUCCACGCCACCGCCUGAGGUCACGGUUAUUGAAGUAAACUGUCGGGCUCCGGGCGCGAAGGCCGCUGAAGGAAGCAUGUACUCGACGGGCGUUGACUAUUAUGCACUUCAACUGUUAUCAGCAUGUAACGACAACGAUCGGUUCUGCGCACUGGCGACGCCAUUCUCCGACCAGUUGGGCUGGUGGGGCAGUGGCUAUAUACCCGCCGAAAGGGGCGGCAAGGUCACCAUGGAAGUCACGUUCGAGGAUCUUGAGAGAUCUUCUGCUGAGUUGAUGGCCAACGUUGUUCGCUGGACGUUGUUCUAUCAAGACGGGGAUCGUAUCGAGGACCCUUGCCUCACCGGGAAAACCCACUGGUUAGCAUGGUUUCUUGUUCACUCUGACGUGAGUCGGUGCCACCUUGAGAACAUAUUAGAGCAGGUUAGGAAAGCCCUUCGGUUUGACAUAGCUUGA